Messenger RNA from Anopheles marshallii, 2673 nucleotides. RefSeq names its product leucine-rich repeat-containing protein 24 (gene kek5). NCBI's taxonomy places the organism in Eukaryota, Metazoa, Arthropoda, Insecta, Diptera, Culicidae. Bases 1 to 2673 code for a protein of 890 amino acids. The transcript is spliced from 2 exons. The record is from RefSeq and is a predicted model, not a curated record. Gene Ontology annotation, molecular function: protein binding.
AUGUGUACCGGCACGAGGACGAAAAUGAGUGAACGGACUGGUAAUGAGACAGUGCAACUUUGCAACAAACCUAUGCGAACGGGUCGACGAAGACCGGGAUGCGUUAGGGUUGGUGUGAUGGUGAUGCUGUUAUUAGUGCAAUUGCAGCUCAGCAUAUCCCAGGCAACGGAAGAGUCCGACUUUACGAAGCAGUGCAGCAACUGCAAGUGUAGCUGGAAGAGUGGCCGCAAGAGUGCGGACUGUACGAACCAACGGUUACCCGUGGUCCCAAAAGAGUUAAGCAACGAGCUGCAAAUCCUCGACCUAUCGCACAAUCAAAUAAACGAACUGCCCUCGAAAACGUUCGAGGCCGCACAACAGACAAACCUGCAGAAGCUGUACCUAAGGCACAAUGGCAUGAAACGGGUUGAUAGAGAUGCGUUCCGCAACCUGACCAUCUUGAUCGAGCUCGAUAUGGCGAACAACAAUCUGACCGCGCUCGAAGCUGGUGUGUUUGAUGAUCUCACCAAGAUACGGGUCAUCAUUCUGAACAACAAUCAGAUCGAGCGGAUCGACAAUAGCCUAUUCAAAGGGCUGCAGUACUUAACGAAGGUGCAUCUGCGCAGUAACCGGCUGGUGCGGAUAGCACAGAACAGCUUCAUCAACGUACCGAACCUGUCCCAGAUUGAGCUCGACUACAACGAGCUGCAGGCGCUCCGGAAGGAAUCCUUUUCGGGGCUGGAAAAGCUGACGAGUCUGUCGCUAACGAACAAUCCCUGGAACUGUAGCUGUACGUUGCGCAGCUUCGCGGAUUACGUGCUGACGAAGAAUUUGUACACCUCACCGACCGCUUGCAGUGUGCCGAAGUCACUCGCCGGGCGCCAGUGGAACGAGAUCGAGCUGGACGACUUUGCCUGUCCACCGAGGAUUCUCGAGAACCGGAUGCAGUUUCCGAGUGCGAGUGAGAACGCCACGUUCAUCUGCAAGGUGAGCGGAUUGCCGCUGCCCAAAAUUGACUGGCUGUUUCAGAAGCGUUCCUUCUCACGCCACGAUCAGCGGUUGCGCGUUACCGAAGCCGUGCGGACGAGUACACGCGACCAGAGCGAGUAUCUGGUGUCGGAGUUGACCAUCUUUGGCGUGCGCCCUACGGAUCGGGGCACGUACGUCUGCAAAGCGACCAAUCGCGGCGGUAUCGAUGAAAGCGAACAGUUCUUCGAUCUGAAGGCGGAUCCUCACCCGAUCACAUCGGCGACCCGCUCGAAGGACAUUCUACAGAUCGUGCUACUGGUCGUGGUACUAAUACUACUGUUCGUGGUUAUUGCGUGGGUAUUGCUGUACUGCAUCUGCUGUAAAAAGCGACGCUUUAAGAAAAAUUCUACAAUGAGCGAAAAUGGGCUGAUGAACACGAAGAUGAUGGACAAAUCGCAGAAUGAUUCGAUCCUGGAUAGUGGGUCGGUCAUCGUGGAGAUGCAGAAGAGCCUACUGACGGAGGUAAAUCCGGUGGAGAAACCACCACGCCGGGUUGACAUAGAUGCAGGCGAAAAGGGCCCGGGAAGUGGUGGCCAGAGUGUCGGUAGCGGUGACUACGACGAGAAACACGAAGCCAAGCGAACGCUGCUGGAAGAGACUGGUUUUGUCGCCCAGGAUGAGGAAACAGCUUCGGUGGCGCUGUCGGACACGAACCCGCGCUCUCGUGCCACCUUCGUAGAUGACGGAUGCGGGACCAAUCUGCCGCCGGAUCUGCUCGCAUUCCCGGCACGCUUCCCACAGUCGCCUUCGAUACAGAGCUCGAUGUCGAACAUCCACGAUGGGCGCAUCUACGGUAAAUCGCCACUGGCAAGUCCCAUCUACCAGACCGGACCGGGCACUAGCUUAGGUGGGGGCGGUUCAGGCCAAAUGCCCGCCGGGUUCCGCACACUGCAGCACCCGAAAACGGGUCGGACGAUAGCAAUUGCGGCAGCCCGCGCUAACUCACCGUUUACGCCGGCCCCAUUGAUCUAUCCGCCGGUUGCGAUGAAGCACCAGGGCUACGUGACAAUCCCGCGCAAACAGCGUACCCCCAGCUGGACACCAUCGAUGAGUUCGGCGGUGACGGCAGAGCUACUACCGACGGGCGGUCACAGUGGCGCCACCAGCCCCACCUCUCCCAUCGACAUGUCGCUUAGUUUGUGCGAACCGGUAUACGACAACCUGGGCCUACGGACGACGGCCUCCGGCAACUCGACGCUCAAGCUCAACAAGACAGCACAUCGGGGGUCUCCGCUCGGGUCGACCGCAUCCGGUACCGCGCUCACGUCAACACCGAUGGCAAAGUACAGCAUGAAGGAUCGACCAUUGCCGGCCACUCCCGGUGGGCAAACGGCAACGCCCAACAGUACUGUGUUGGGACAUGGUGGUGGUAACUACGAGGCUAUACCCGAGGCACUGCCCUACUUGGGACAAUCAACGGCCGCCAGCCUGAGCGGGUUCGACCUAGAUCAGUCCUCCAUCUACGGUCCAGCGAUGACGACGAAUCGUAGCAAAAUCCCGCCGAGACCACCGCCCAAACCGAAGAAGAAGCCGCCACCUGUGGGCCUCGUAACGACCGGUGAUGACCAACGGUCCACGCCGAGUGGCCAGGUUCCGAACAGCAGCGCCAACACCAGCACAAGCCCGCUGGUGGUCCAGGAAUGUGACGACGGUACUGAGGUCUAG